CCAUACCUGUAAAUACACAUACAUUCAUACAUACAAAUAUAUAAAUAUUUAUAAAUAUACACAUAUUCCUUUCUUUUAAAUAAUGUCAACAGAUUCUAUCUUCAUUGCGGUUCAUAUUGGUGCAGGCAUUUUAUCACGAUCAAAGGAAUCAAAAUAUAGAUCUGCUUGUUCAAAAGCAUGUCGUAUUGGUAUGAGCAUAUUAAAACAAGAGAAUGGUACAGCUAUUGAAGCAGUUACAAAAGCAAUUCAGCAUUUAGAAGAUAAUCCUGUAACUAAUGCAGGCUAUGGAUCUAAUUUGACAUUAACAGGUACAGUAGAAUGCGAUGCAAGUUUAAUGUCAGGAGAGUAUGGCACUUUUGGUGCUGUAGGUGCUGUGUGUGGCAUAAAAAAUCCAAUUAAAACCGCCUACCAGAUGGUCAUAGAGGCAGAAAAGGGACUAUUAUCAUUAGGAAGAAUACCGCCUAUGUUAUUGACGGGACAAGGUGCGAAAGAAUGGGCAAAGUUACGCGGUCAUUCUAUUAUAAACAAUGAAGAUUUAAUUGAACCAACUUCUUAUCAGACAUAUCUUAAACAUAUCCAGAUGCUUUUAGAAGAUCAGGAAGCUCAAAACUCGGAUCUUUUAGGUCAUGAUACUGUAGGUGCUAUUGCAAUCGAUAUUAAUGGUAAUAUUGCAGCUGGUGUUAGUAGUGGUGGUAUAUCAUUGAAGUUUCCAGGAAGAGUAGGUGAGGCUGCAAUUUAUGGCAGUGGUUGUUGGGCUCAAGAUGAAAAAGGUGAUUUACCUGGCGUAGCAUGUAGUACAACAGGUACUGGAGAGCAAAUUAUGCGAACCAUGUUUACGUAUAAAUGCGUUCAACGUUUACUAAAAGAAGAUGAUAUCCAAGUAGCUAUGACAAAUACUUUAACUAAAGACUUUUUGGAAUCUCCAUUCUUGGAUAUAUAUGAUCAAAAGUCAGUAGGAAUAAUAGCUUUGAGGUCCCAAAAAUCAAAUAAUAAAACAAGAUUAGAGUUUUGGUAUGGUCAUACCACUGAUGCAAUGGGAAUAGGAUAUAUGACGAGUACAUGUAAGAACCCAAAGGCGUUUAUAUCAAGAAAAAAUGAAAAUAAUGAAAAACUGGUAUCUUCAGGAUGGCUUAUCCCAUAAUUUUUAUUUGUUAUUUUGGGAAAGAAAAAAAGGAGGAAAAUGAUUAAGUUUAAUAAAUAUUAUUUUAUACAAGUCAA
Cokeromyces recurvatus is the source of this 1218-nucleotide messenger RNA. Its product is annotated as putative threonine aspartase. The transcript has 12 exons. Lineage: Eukaryota; Fungi; Mucoromycota; Mucoromycetes; Mucorales; Mucoraceae. Gene Ontology annotation, biological process: protein maturation. Gene Ontology annotation, molecular function: threonine-type endopeptidase activity. The record is from RefSeq and is a predicted model, not a curated record. The coding region runs from base 83 to 1141 and encodes 352 amino acids.